AUAUUAAUUUUGAGGACUUUAUUGUGGUUUUUUGUAGCGUAUUUAUGGCUUAAAACAGGGGAAAUAUCUAGUUUUUCCUCUUUAAUUAUGCUUAUCAGUUGUGAAAUUAGUUCUGUAAUCAGCCAGUAGUGUAUUGUAUGGCAAAAAGUAGUUUCAAAUCGUGAAAAUGUCGAAAGACAAGUGGGUCCGCCGGUUUUCGGUCGAUGAAACAUCUCGGCAUAAAAAUGGAUUCACUAUUUACAAAAUUACGAGUGUGCUGUUCCCAAUACAGUCCCCGGAAGCAAUGACCGUGGUUUCCGUAUGGAAGCGAUACAGUGAUGUGCAACGCCUGCAUGCGUCCAUGCGAGGCCUGCACGCAGGGCUCCACCUGAGGGGCACCUUCCCCACACUCCCCAAGUAUAGUUUCUUUAAACGGUUUCAACAGGAGGUGAUAGAUGAGAGAGCUAAGGUGAUCAAAACAGUAUUAGAGUUCAUUGCCGAACACAAACUUCUCUUCACCAGCACGGAUUUUGUUAAUUUUCUUCAGACCGGCUACCCGGCGCCGGAGCCGCCCCCCGGGGGAGUGAUCAACGCCAUCCGGUCGUCCCUCCAGCUGCCGGUUGAGGAGUGCGCGCCCAUCGAGUACCACACUGAUGAUGAGGACACGCGGAGCCCACUCCACACUGCCCGCCACCCGAACCAGUCAACGGACGAGAUAGACUUCAUAUCGCGCAUCCCGGAGCACCACGCGGCCUCCGUGGAGCGCCCUCGCGGGCCCUCGCCGCCCUCGCCCUCCGCCGGCUCGCUGGACAGCAUCGACAGCGACUUCUACAAUGAGCUGGAUAAGAUGUCAGUCCAAAGCACAAAACCAAUGGUGAAAAAAAACGUCCUGCCUGACCUGAUCAUCUUCGAUGCACCAUCAACGUCUCACUUCGAAGACAUCCACACCAUGAACGAGGCUGAUAACCAAUCAACAUCCAGCAACUUCAACACGGAACAUUCCUAUACGAGAAGUGAUUCGCGAGUGUCAUGCAAAAGUGUAACAACAAGUGUAGUGUCAUCGACUCUGUCAAAUGUUGAGUGUAAAACCAAGACGGAGGAUAGUUAUGUGUUUGAAGCUGGAUAUAUGUUGAAUCUAGCUGCCAGGUACGAAGAUAUGAAGGAGUAUGCUCGGGCGUUUGAGUGUUAUAAAGGUGGAAUUGAGAAGAUGCUCAUUGGCGUUCAUUCGGACACAGACUCCCAGAGGCGCGCGUUGAUCAAGGAGAAGACCAACAAAUACCUGUCGUAUGCCGAGAGUCUGUAUAAGAACCAUCUAUGUGAUGGCGAACAGAGCCUGCUACAAGAGGCGCUCCCCCGCCGGCGCCUGCACUGCCCGCUGCCGGCCUGCAUGCUGCGGCGGCCCUACGCCGAGCUGGCGCUCUACAGGGUGAUCGCCGUGCUCGGCAGCAACAUCAUGCUCGUGCUGCACCGAGCUGAGCAGACAUGCUACGCUAUGAAGGUCAUCCAAAAAAUACCGAACAACCUGACUGAAUUCGACGAGUAUUUCCUGCAGAACACGAACGAGACCCGCCAACCUAUCUUGCCGACCGUCAUCCCAUACAUGGUGCCCUUACACUCCUACAUAGAAACCAACAACCUCAUAUUCCUCAUACUAGCGUACGCUCCGGGCGAGAAACUAUUCGACUACAUAAAAAACUACGCGAAAUCUAUACCCAACACUCCCCAAAGAGAAGUGAACCUCGAAAACGUCUUCACAGAACCGAAAAACAAAAGAGGUGACGUUGAAAAUGAAAACGUAGACAGUAUUAACAAAGUUGAAAAUGUAAAGUCAGCGACGGACUCAGAAAUUAGUAUUAUAGCUAACAUAGAUGAAGUAGAUACAAGUAACAAUAAUAAGACUGAUAAUUAUGACAAUAUGGACGUGUCAGAAAUUGUAUUGAAUUCGCAGAAAUUGUUGAAAAAUGUCGAUAAAGUUUUAAGUGAAGUGUCAAUAGUUGGUGAUAAACCCGUGGAAGAGGAAGACGUCAAAAUUCAAGUCGUUAGUGAUAGGGAAGAGGUUAAAGUACAAAAUGUUGGGAAAGUUGAGAGGAGAGUCGAGACGCCUCCUAUUAACAGGGCGGGCCGCGUGCUGCCCGCGGGCGCCGUGCGGCGCUGGGCGGCGCAGCUGCUCACGGCGCUGGAGAGCCUGCACCACUGCGGGGUGCUGUGCAGGGACCUGAACCCGUCGAACAUCCUGCUAGGCGAGGGCGGACAAGUGAUCCUGACAUAUUUCACAUCGUACUCGGACAUAGAGGUGACUCUAUCCAAACUGCACAGGCCUGGGGUGAUGCUGUAUGUAGCGCCGGAGUUGUACAGGUACUCGUGUGAGAGGGACGAGGUGACCGACGUGCGGGUGUGCGACUACUGGAGCUUCGGGGCGCUCAUGUACCGGCUGCUGUGCGGAGUGCCACUGUCAUACUACCACCGCAGCGUGUUCACGAGUCACACGAUCCUGCAGCUGCCUGAUGGGCUGACUGUGGAAGAACAGUCCCUCCUUACACAGCUCCUAACAUACGAGCCGUCGGAACGCCUCGGCGCUGGCAAGGACGGGAUAGAGGAGAUCAAGCGGCAUCCAUACUUCAAACAGAUCGACUGGGCCCAGGUCUACGAUAGCUGGACUGUUCCAGAAUAAAUCUGUUAGGUCCAGGAUAAUAAAUAAAACUGUUGAUUAGCUGGUAUAAUGAAAUAAUUCGUAACAAAUGAACGACGACACAGCAAUGCCGUCGCUAGCGCGGGGCGGGGGGAGGCUAUCAUGAACAUAUUAUAUAACGUAAGCUCACGACUAUAACCCAAUUGGGGUAGUUAGAGGUACAUCUUCUGUCGUGUGGGUUGUGAGGUGGAUUACCUACCUCAUCAAUUCUGGUGUCAAGGUUACUAUUGAGCCGCCAAAGGCCCCUGACAUGGCUCAUGUAAUGACUACGUAAUAGCAUCAGUAAGUAGUAACCGGAACCAACGGCUUAACGUGCCUUACGAAGCACGGAUCGUCUUACUUUCGAACAAUCAGGUGAUCAGCUUGUCCUAACCAAACUAGGGAUCACAAAGUGAUUUUUGUGAUAUGUCUCCACCAGGAAUUGAACUCAGGACCUCCGGAUCGUGAGCACAACGCUCAACCACUGGACUACGGAGGCCGUUAGAGGUACAUCCAUCGCAAGUUGAACUAAGUACCCACGCGUCACCGAGCUUCCUGUUAAACGUAUUGUGCUUGUGAAUAUUAAUUUGCACUGGUCUAAACAAGUAAAUGACUGACGGAAGAAUCAGAAGGAAAGAGAGGAAGGGGAAGACCAAUAAGAGCUUACAUGGAACAAAUUAAAGAAAAGACUAACGUCGUGUCUUAUGAGGAAGUGAAAGUAUUGGCCUUUGAUAGACAAGAAUGGAGAACGCUACACCGACAAGAGCGUGGCUCUUAAUGAUGCUGGUGAUAUGCACGAAGCGAAUUCAUACGAAAACGCGUCCAAAGAGCCGAGCAGACCGCCUUAUGUAGUUUGCUAUAAUACUGAGUUCACUAGAUCGACUAAUCCGCGCCCGACGUUGCUAUGACAACACAUUAUAAAUGACGACGCUCUGUACAUGGACGCACAGCCUAAACGUGUGGUGGUUAAGAAGGCCACAUUGGAGCAAUUACCUAAAUAAAGCAAUAUUGCUAUUUGACACUUCUUGAUAUUAAUGUAUACGCAACUGUCAAAUUGCAAUAUUGCUUUCUAGAUGAAUUACUUUGGCCUUCUUAGACAGUCACAGUCUUUGUCAAACAAUUAUCCAAUGAGAUAAAAUUUUAAUUAUUUUGAUGACGUAAUUAAUUCGUUUCGAUAUGCAGUUUUAAAAGCGACAUCUAUGGAUUUUAAUGGGAACUCGCACAAAAUCAAUACUGAGGAUGUAGUUCAUAUUACUCACAUAGAUGGCGGUAGUUACGACAUGUUGACCAAAAAACAAUAUUAAAAUUUCUAUUUCUCUUGAAAAUAAAAAAGACGCCUAAUUUAGAGUCUCAAGAUAUUUAGCAAAACAUUCCUGUAACAAUUAUAAAACUUUAGAGCUUAAAAAUAUAAGUGAGAUGAUUUAGUAGGGAUAUGUUUAGUAGGUAGAGAUAUUGUUUAAGGUUUUGAAUUUUAUUUAUAAAUUGUUUUUUUUUGUUCUUUUUACAAGUUUUGCAAGACGAGUCUUGCCAUUGAGUUUGUUUCGCCCAUAAUUUAGCAAGAAGAGUAGAAAGUAGCGAGUAUUUGGUCAAAUAGUUCAAAUAUAUUCUAAAUUAUUUAAAUCUAUUAAUUUCAAAAUGCAUUUUGUUUCCAAAUAUAAUUAUUUACAAAUAAAAAUUUAUGUAACUCUAGGUUAAAUUAUAAUUGUAGAAUUAUUUAAAUUAAUAUUAAUUCAUUACUGGUUAUUCUAGUCAGUUUUGCUAACUGAAAAAUAAAAAUUAAUUGAAAAGUAUAAUGUACUUAGAAUUUGUAGUUUUGGUACAAAUAUAGUAUUUUAAUAUUUAUACAAAAUCUAAUUAUUUAAAAGUAUUUGGUUUUUUAAAUUGUGAUCUCGAUCUUUCGGCUAUAUUUUAUUUAAAUUGGUUCCUGACUUCCUGAUAUUAUGUAAAUGUUUAUUGUUCCUUAAAUUGCAGACAUAUUGAGGUAUAUUGAUAAUAAAAUUCAAGUGGAAAACUUAAAGUUAUUAGUAGUUAUUGCUCGGAUGAAUUUUUAAUAUUUAUGUCUGUUCUGUACAUUGUUUUGUGUUUAUGAAAUCAAAUUAAUUAAGUGUAGGACUGUAUACUGUUACAUUUUUAUAGAAAUAAAACACAAUUUAUGAGA
Pectinophora gossypiella (pink bollworm) is the source of this 4805-nucleotide messenger RNA. RefSeq names its product ribosomal protein S6 kinase-like 1. Gene Ontology annotation, biological process: protein phosphorylation. Lineage: Eukaryota; Metazoa; Arthropoda; Insecta; Lepidoptera; Gelechiidae. The record is from RefSeq and is a predicted model, not a curated record. The transcript is spliced from 14 exons. Bases 167 to 2650 code for a protein of 827 amino acids. Gene Ontology annotation, molecular function: phosphatidylinositol binding; protein kinase activity; ATP binding.